AUGAACUGCCUGACGGUGCCCGGUGUUCAUCCCGGCUCCCCCAGCCGGCCCCGCGGGCAGAUACAGGUGAUCUUCGGGCCCAUGUUCUCCGGGAAGAGCACGGAGCUCAUGCGGCGAGUGCGGCGGUUCCAGCUCGCCCAGUACCGGUGUCUGCUGGUGAAGUAUGCCAAGGACACGCGCUACAGCUCUUCCGGGGUCUCCACACACGACAAGAGCACCAUGGACGCCGUGCCCGCCGGGCUCCUCCAGGACGUGUACCAGGAAGCGCUGGGCGCCGCCGUCAUCGGCAUCGAUGAGGGCCAGUUCUUCCCAGACAUUGUGGAGUUCUGCGAGACAAUGGCCAACACUGGGAAAACCGUCAUUGUUGCUGCUCUGGAUGGGACCUUCCAGAGAAAGGCCUUUGGGAGCAUCCUGAACCUGGUGCCGCUGGCAGAGAGCGUGGUGAAGCUGAACGCCGUGUGCAUGGAGUGCUUCCGGGAGGCCUCCUACACCAAGAGGCUGGGAGCAGAGCGGGAGGUUGAAGUGAUUGGAGGAGCCGACAAGUACCACUCCGUGUGCCGAGCCUGCUACUUCCGCAUGCGACCCCAGCAGGCUGGGCCAGAGAACAAGGAGAACGUGCCCCUGGGCCUGAGGCAGCUGGAGACAGCUGUCCCUCGCAAGAUCUUCACUUGACUGCUGGGAAAAUGGAGGGGAAGGGAGCUCAGUGCUGUGGCUCACAGGCACCGGGUCUGCCUCUCUCUACUUCAGCAACUGUGCAGUGCCUCAGCCCUCCCUACCCAACCUCCCCGCACCAAGCGCCACGCCCGAGGAUCCACCAAGCCUGGUGCUGGUGGAAGCUGAAGUAAAAGCCUGGCUAGAGUGAGUUCCCAUCUCAGAACAAGGAGAGACAAGCACAGUUACAGAUGCUGCCACACACAGGCCCUGGGGCACUACACGUGGAGCCAGGCUACAGCACUUCUGCCGCUCACCGUGGCUCUGGCUAGCUGUCCCCGUGGUCUAACUGUGCUCAGGCGGGCCCUGCUGCUGCUUCUGGUGCCUCUGAAUGCAGCCUUUCUCUAAUGCGCUGUUGCUAAAUGCCAGGUUUCUCAAGACAAUGUACAGCCAGUGUAUACAAUGUAAUUAUAUUUUUAAAUGUAAAUUUUAGUUUCCUUUUGUAACAGUCUGAAGCAAUUUGUUGCUUGUCACAGAGCUGUGACACAGCUUUUAAACUGACACGGGUGGCAGCCCAGCCCUGGGCAGGCCCCCAGCCUCUCUGCCAGCAUGCUCGCUGGUGUUACUGCCUUGUCAAUUUUGUUGAAACAGAAGAAGGUGAAGGAGGCCUAGCAGCUGACUCUUCUGAGGUGUUGAACCUCAAAGGGCUGGCUGUGUUCUAGCAGGCUGUGACAGACUCCUUUGGAGGAGCUGGUCCCAGGAAGAGCCUCCUUCAAAUUCAGGGCAGUUUUUCUGAGGUUCAAGGCUGGUACUGCCACUUUGGUGCUAUGUUACCUGUGAGGGGUUUAAAGGCCCAGAGUUAGAUUGGACAAUUAUUCCAGGGAAGAUCCAGCUGCUUGGUAUAGGGGCUCUCUAAAGAGCUGCUUUUUCACUCUAGUCAUGUCUCUUGUUCCUUCCUCAGCCUUCCAAAAUUCUCGAGGCUAACUCUUAGUCUGCUCUAAGCUGACUGGAAGAUCCUCUUCCCUCUUUGUUUGACUCAGAUGCUGGAAGGUUGUUGCUUCUUUAUUCCCUGCAAAAGUGUUUUUUCCUGGAAGCCAGCAUCCCAGGCUCAGAGCAGUAGCUCUUUGUUCUGGCCAAGCCAGGCCUCUGCAUCUGAGUCCAGGGUUGCUGUUUGCCUGCAGCCUGGAGGGCUCCAAGAGCUGCCUGAACUCCCCCUGCUGCCACCAUGUUACAGGUGAGAAUAACUACUCAUGAGCACCAGGCCUGGGCUUUUCCCCAGGGCUAGGGAAGGCAUUGCUGCCACUUCGUUAAUAAAUAACUUAAUGAUAAA
Molecule: messenger RNA, 1981 nt
Organism: Sturnus vulgaris (Common starling)
Lineage: Eukaryota; Metazoa; Chordata; Aves; Passeriformes; Sturnidae
Gene: TK1
Product: thymidine kinase 1
Biological process (GO): thymidine metabolic process
Molecular function (GO): thymidine kinase activity; ATP binding
Source: RefSeq, a predicted model, not a curated record